Hibiscus syriacus is the source of this 673-nucleotide messenger RNA. RefSeq names its product histone H3.3. Gene Ontology annotation, molecular function: DNA binding; protein heterodimerization activity; structural constituent of chromatin. The transcript is spliced from 3 exons. The coding region runs from base 126 to 536 and encodes 136 amino acids. NCBI's taxonomy places the organism in Eukaryota, Viridiplantae, Streptophyta, Magnoliopsida, Malvales, Malvaceae. The record is from RefSeq and is a predicted model, not a curated record. Gene Ontology annotation, cellular component: nucleosome.
UUUCAAAAUUUGAAAAAAAAGGUUCCCAAAUUUCUCUCUCGCAAAUAAAAUCCCUCGUCUCUCUUUUGGUCUGCCUUUCUCUUUCGGAAUCUUUGGUCUCAAUUUCCUUGAAUUGAAGAAAAGUGAUGGCUCGUACAAAGCAAACUGCCCGUAAAUCAACCGGAGGAAAGGCUCCCAGAAAGCAGCUCGCCACCAAGGCUGCAAGGAAAUCUGCACCUACCACCGGCGGAGUCAAGAAGCCUCAUCGCUACCGUCCGGGAACCGUCGCUCUUCGUGAAAUCCGUAAAUAUCAAAAGAGCACAGAGCUUUUGAUCCGCAAGUUACCCUUUCAGCGCCUUGUUCGUGAAAUUGCCCAAGACUUCAAGACGGAUCUGAGGUUCCAAAGCCAUGCGGUCCUGGCAUUGCAGGAGGCUGCGGAGGCAUAUCUAGUGGGUUUGUUCGAGGAUACCAACUUGUGCGCAAUCCAUGCCAAGAGGGUCACGAUUAUGCCCAAGGAUAUUCAGCUCGCCAGGCGAAUCCGUGGGGAGCGUGCUUAAUUUUCUUUUCUUUAAUUCCUAUAAUAGUUUGUUUUCUGUUUCUGGGUAUAUCGAUUUCAUUGUAAUCAAAACUGGGUUGCACAGAAUGUUUAAAAUUUCUCGUUAUAUUAAUUAACGAAUCAUGAUUCAUCUUUACA